GAAAAAAAAAAUACAAAGAAAUGAGCAUCCCAACAUUAAAGAACUGGAGCGAAUAGGGAAUAUUAAAAUUUUAAGUAGAAGUAAUUGAAAGAUUGUUAUUUUGGUGAUGCAGGCAGCUGCGCUGUGUAGAGAUAGGAUGUACUUGAUACUACAAGAAGAGCUAAUGCUGGUGCGAACAACCGUAGACAUGAGUAGCGGCAGCAGCAGCGGCAGCGGCAUCUCUCGCCGGGGAAGACGAGAACGAUUGGAAAGGCAGAGGGUUACGGAGGCAUGGAAAAGAGUGCUGCGGCGAUGUUUCCAUAGGAUAGACGAGAUGGCUUUAUUCACUUGCUGCGAGUGUGGUACAGGUACCCCAUGCGGCUGCCCACCCAACACCUUGGGAAUGGCGGGCUCCACCGCUGUGAUGGCAGUCGUGACGGAGGAAACUAUAAUAGUAGCCAACUGUGGUGACUCACGCGCCGUCCUUAGCCGUGGUGGAAGGGCCAUCCCUCUUUCUUUUGAUCAUAAGCCAGACAGACAAGACGAGCGUGCUAGAAUAGAGUCAUGUGGAGGCCGAGUUCUUUUUGCAGAUUGUCCACGAGUUCAAGGAAUUCUCGCCAUGUCUAGGGCAAUAGGAGACAAGUAUCUAAAGCCAUAUGUGACAUCCGAGCCUGAGAUUACCUUCACAAAAAGGGAAGCAGAGGAUGAGUGCCUGAUUCUUGCCAGUGAUGGAUUGUGGGACGUCAUAUCAACUGAAAUGGCGUGUGAGGUGGCUAGAGAGUGUCUUCGAGAAGAAAAUCCAACUGGGAACCAUAGUUUCAGGCCUUGGGUCGAAGGUGAUGGUGAAGGAGCAAUAAUUUCUUCCCAAAGUGCAUCAGCAGCAGCGCUGCUUACUCGGCUUGCUCUGGGCCGUAAUAGUUAUGAUAACAUCAGUGUAAUUGUGGUUGAUUUGAAGAGAAAUUAUGCUGGACGAUAGUUUCAGCACAAGGUAACUUCUUGAAUUGAACUUAUUGGAUAGUAUAUCCAUCCAACCAAGGGGAACAUUUAGAGAUGGUUUAUUAACCUUUUUCUUAAGACAGUG
Molecule: messenger RNA, 1060 nt
Organism: Nicotiana attenuata
Lineage: Eukaryota; Viridiplantae; Streptophyta; Magnoliopsida; Solanales; Solanaceae
Product: probable protein phosphatase 2C 75
Exons: 3
Coding region: 107-955 (282 amino acids)
Biological process (GO): protein dephosphorylation
Cellular component (GO): nucleus; cytosol
Molecular function (GO): protein serine/threonine phosphatase activity
Source: RefSeq, a predicted model, not a curated record